CAGCAGCCUCCAGGCAUAACUAUUCAAGAUGCAUCCGGGUGUCCUGGCUGCCUUUCUUGUCUUGAGCUGGACCCACUGUUGGUCCCUGCCCCUUCCUGAUGAUAGUGAUGGUGAUUUGUCUGAGGAGGACUUCCAGUUUGCAGAGAACUACCUGAAAUCAUACUACAAUCCCCAGAAUCCUGCUGGAAUCUUGAAGAAGACUGCAACAAGUUCUGUGGUUGAUAGGCUCCGAGAAAUGCAGUCUUUUUUUGGCUUAGAAGUGACUGGCAAACUUGAUGAUAACACCUUAGAUAUCAUGAAAAAACCAAGAUGUGGAGUCCCUGAUGUGGGUGAAUACAAUGUUUUUCCUCGAACACUCAAAUGGUCUAAAAUGAAUUUGACCUACAGGAUUGUGAAUUAUACCCCUGAUCUGACUCAUUCUGAAGUUGACAAGGCUUUCAGAAAAGCCUUCAAAGUUUGGUCUGAUGUGACACCUUUGAAUUUUACCAGACUUCACAAUGGUACUGCUGAUAUCAUGAUCUCUUUUGGAACUAAAGAGCAUGGUGACUUCUACCCAUUUGAUGGACCUUCUGGUCUGCUGGCUCAUGCUUUUCCUCCUGGGCCAAAUUUUGGAGGAGAUGCCCAUUUUGAUGAUGAUGAAACCUGGACAAGCAGUUCCAAAGGCUACAACUUGUUCCUAGUUGCUGCCCAUGAGUUUGGCCACUCCUUAGGUCUUGAUCACUCCAAGGACCCAGGAGCACUCAUGUUUCCCAUCUACACCUACACUGGCAAAAGUCACUUUGUUCUGCCUGAUGAUGAUGUUCAAGGGAUCCAGACUCUCUAUGGUCCAGGAGAUGAAGACCCCAACCCUAAACAUCCCAAAACUCCAGACAAAUGUGAUCCCUCCUUAUCCCUUGAUGCCAUUACCAGCCUCCGAGGAGAAAUGAUGAUCUUUAAAGACAGAUUCUUCUGGCGCCUGCAUCCUCAGCAGGUUGAACCUGAGCUGUUUCUAACAAAAUCAUUUUGGCCAGAACUUCCCAACCGUGUUGAUGCUGCAUACGAGCAUCCUUCUCAUGACCUCAUCUUCAUCUUUAGAGGAAGAAAAUUUUGGGCUCUCAAUGGUUAUGAUAUUUUGGAAGGUUAUCCCAAAAAAAUAUCUGAACUGGGAUUUCCAAAAGAAGUUAAAAAGAUAAGUGCAGCUGUUCACUUUGAGAAUACAGGCAAGACUCUCUUCUUCUCAGAAAACCAAGUCUGGAGUUAUGAUGAUACUAACCACAUUAUGGAUAAAGACUACCCUAGACUAAUAGAAGAGGACUUCCCAGGAAUUGGUGAUAAAGUAGAUGCCGUCUACGAGAAAAAUGGUUAUAUAUAUUUUUUCAAUGGACACAUACAGUUUGAAUACAGCAUCUGGAGUAAUCGCAUUGUUCGCGUCAUGCCAACAAAUUCUUUACUGUGGUGUUAAAUGUCUUUUGAAAAUUGUUAUUUAAAUCCUGGAGAACAUUUUGAAAAAUACUUCCAGAAGUAUUGGGUAUGGGGACAUAGGCAGAUAUCAGGAGAAAGCUUAGUUCUGUGAACAAGCUUCUAUAAGUUAUCUUUGAAUAUGUAAUAUCUAUAUGGCUAUGUGUGGCUGGAUCCAUACUGAAGAAUUUUAAAGUAAUGAAACUUAUUACCUUUAAGGAUCGAUCACCUGAUUCUUGUGCUGUAACAGUUAGCACUAUUUCCCACUCCAAAAAUGAGAUGUGUAGUCUACCAAAAAGAGUUAAGAUACUUAUUAAAUAUAUUUAUAAUGAAACUUUGCUAAGACAUAAAAGUAAAUCAAAUUUAUGUAAUUAACAAAUUGUCUUACUAAAAAAUAUAAAAUAGUAUGAAAAUUGAUUUUUAAAGAACAUAUGGUAGCCAUAUAUUAAAAAAAUGAUAAAAGGAAAAAUAUCUGUAAUAA
Molecule: messenger RNA, 1918 nt
Organism: Orycteropus afer afer
Lineage: Eukaryota; Metazoa; Chordata; Mammalia; Tubulidentata; Orycteropodidae
Gene: MMP13
Product: matrix metallopeptidase 13
Biological process (GO): extracellular matrix organization; collagen catabolic process; proteolysis
Cellular component (GO): extracellular matrix
Molecular function (GO): zinc ion binding; metalloendopeptidase activity
Source: RefSeq, a predicted model, not a curated record